AUUUUCUUUCGAGACGACCAGCGCGGAACUUACCUCGACAAAAUGAACCUAAGGGGAAGAACGCGACCAAAGAGUUUCAAGACAAGAAAUGUACAAACCUCAUCGCUGUAUUGCUUCAGGUAGCUGGCAUAAGGCGAAACCGCAACGACGGGUGCGACAGGUGUAAAGCGGGGAGGGGUUUCUGGGACCUCUGUGUGGUAGCACUCCCAGAAUUUGGUGACUUCUCGUCAAGCUGUGCUAAUUGCCACUACAACGGCAGGGGGAUAUAUUGCUCUUUCGUGAAAAAACGUAGAGUCAACGGAUGACCCGCUAUUAGAUGGGACUGCGAUGCCGCCAUCGGCGCCGCCUGAGCCGGGUGUUCCGGAUUACGUUUUUAAGGCUACACUAGACGUUCUCGCCUCGAAACAGAUGGCGGAACUUAUAAAUGGGGAGACUUUUCGCCAGCAACUUCACAAUAUACGAGGAUAUCCCCUAAUGUCUGCUAUAAUAGAAAUUCCUAUACCCGCCCUCGAACUCCGCGAAAUUACCAAAAGAAUAGUCGACAAUUACCUACAGACCCAAUCCGCAGCGGGAUUUGGGCGCAGUAUGCCAAACGCGGCAAGUUUACUCACCAUAGCACUCCUAAGGGAGAUGAGCGCAUCCCACGACCCGCUUGACCAGUUUGCUAGCACUUCCUCGCCCGCCCAGGUAGUGGACACGUCCUCACCUGCCCGGGCGAUUAACGUGUCCUUGCCUGCCCGUCUUGAUAGGGGACAUGAGGCACUGAUCGGUGACGGCCCAGUUAGCAUUGUUCGGGACAAUCUCCCCCACUCCCUCAGCGGUAGUGGCUUUCUGUUUGAUCUGCUGGGCGAGACUCUCGCUCUCCAACAUCUCCCUCUCUCUCGAACAUCAAGCACAGACUCGCCGUCCUCGUUGUUCCCAGUACUCGGGUUUACCGUUAACUCGUCAAACAAAAGUGCUUGAUUAAAGCACAAGCUUGCUGUCGGCCGCCGGACCCCAGGUAGUGUGGCCACCGCAGCGAAAGGUGAUAUUGCCGGCCAAUAUUUUUUAAUGAGCUCAGAAACCUCUUGCCUUGCU
Hypoxylon fragiforme is the source of this 1077-nucleotide messenger RNA. RefSeq lists its product as uncharacterized. Lineage: Eukaryota; Fungi; Ascomycota; Sordariomycetes; Xylariales; Hypoxylaceae. The transcript has 3 exons. Bases 328 to 963 code for a protein of 211 amino acids. The record is from RefSeq and is a predicted model, not a curated record.